UUGAGAUGCUCUAAUAAUCUGAAUGGGAGCUGAAGUGUCGUCGUUUGAGGGAUUCGAACAAGAAAGGCAUACAAAGCUCUCUCUCUCUCUCUGUGGUUCCUUCCGCUGUAUGUCGUCUGCGUCCGCCAUGUUUAGUCAAUCUUCCGCUCAGCUUGUGCGACCUAACCUCGGAUUUAUGGUUUCGCCCUCUCAGAAGGCGUCGAUCGCUUCUUCUUCGCUUCCUCGAUUUUUGCGGAUGGAGUCUCAAUCUCAGUCUCAGCCUCGCCAAUCUAUUUCCUGCGCUUCUUCACCAAGCAGUAACCUUUCUCAGGCUAAUUCUUCUUCCUUAAUCGAAUCAGCUCGCAUUGGAGAAGUUAAGAGAGUAACAAAGGAGACUAAUGUGUCAGUGAAGAUCAAUUUGGAUGGCACUGGAGUUGCAGAUAGCUCCACUGGAAUCCCUUUCCUUGACCAUAUGUUAGAUCAACUUGCUUCACAUGGGUUAUUUGAUGUGCACGUAAGAGCUACUGGUGAUGUUCAUAUCGAUGAUCAUCACACUAACGAAGAUAUAGCUCUUGCCAUUGGAACUGCUCUGUUGAAGGCGCUUGGUGAGCGUAAAGGGAUUAAUCGGUUUGGUGACUUCACAGCUCCUCUUGAUGAAGCACUUAUACAUGUUUCCCUGGACUUGUCUGGUAGACCAUAUCUUGGUUUCAACGUGAAGAUUCCAACCCAGAGAGUUGGAAACUAUGACACUCAGUUGGUGGAGCACUUUUUCCAGUCGUUGGUGAAUACUUCCGGUAUGACACUUCACAUCCGUCAGCUUGCUGGUGAAAACUCUCAUCACAUAAUAGAGGCCACCUUUAAGGCCUUUGCCAGGGCUCUAAGACAAGCAACGGAGAAUGAUCCUCGCCGUGGUGGGACCAUUCCCAGUUCAAAAGGAGUCUUGUCACGGUCUUGAGAGCUGAGCAAUCAGAAGAAAACCUCCCAGAUUCACUCUUUAUCGAGUUCAUCGUGAGUUAGAAAGUAAAUUGGGUGAAGAUCACACACUUUAUCGGAAGAUGGCUUCAUCUCUAUAAUUAAUCUGUCGAUCAAAGAGUGUUUUGUAUCUCUACAUUUUGAAAAAUCUCUUACCAUUUCUGUAUCAAACUCAUAAACUUACUGCAACUUCAAAGAACCGACCAAUUUGCUAGAAAAGGAAAAUAUCUUG
Messenger RNA from Brassica oleracea var. oleracea, 1183 nucleotides. RefSeq names its product imidazoleglycerol-phosphate dehydratase-like. Gene Ontology annotation, biological process: L-histidine biosynthetic process. Gene Ontology annotation, molecular function: imidazoleglycerol-phosphate dehydratase activity. Bases 23 to 934 code for a protein of 303 amino acids. The transcript is spliced from 8 exons. Lineage: Eukaryota; Viridiplantae; Streptophyta; Magnoliopsida; Brassicales; Brassicaceae. The record is from RefSeq and is a predicted model, not a curated record.